Molecule: messenger RNA, 4668 nt
Organism: Scheffersomyces coipomensis
Lineage: Eukaryota; Fungi; Ascomycota; Pichiomycetes; Serinales; Debaryomycetaceae
Product: tRNA methylation protein
Exons: 2
Coding region: 166-4461 (1431 amino acids)
Biological process (GO): tRNA methylation
Cellular component (GO): cytosol
Source: RefSeq, a predicted model, not a curated record
AAAGCUAUCAUCAAAAGUUACUUUCUCUCAGUUGACUUUUAAACAUGAAAAUAUUGAGUGAGUUAUAUACAGGAACAGCCAAAUUUGAUACCAUCACAAUUGUAAAAAAAUUAACAGCCAAAAUCGAUCUGAUAGGAGUAGAUGUAGAGGAUGACGGUAUGAGCCAUGAAGCCAGAAAAUGAAUCAGAAGAAGUUAUAUUGGUAGAUAUGGGGAAGAUAAAUGAUCUCAAGAAACUGCUUAUUAGUUUAAAGCCAGUAUUGAUCGAACCCACGGAGAUCAACCAAGAUUUCCAAUUUUUGUAUCAUCAACUUCAAAUAAUUCAUAAAGAUGGAGGUUUGAAUGAUGGCAAUUUAACUCUAUUUAAUGAUACGAUAUCCAUUUGCAUACUUAGAAUAACACAAAUUAUUAAGUUGAAAACUUCAUUCAAGUUUGACCAAGUCAAUUUGGAUGAAAUAUUUGAUUAUAUAUUGCAAUACAUCAAUAAUUCUUCAAAUCCAUUAUUCAAUUCAUUACAAGCAUUGUUCAAUAAGUUGAUUGAUUUCAUUAGCAUAUCCCAAGGGAAUUCAUUUCCACAAAUACUAUCACAUUGGGUAACCAUUAUAUUUGAUAAAAAUACAAAAGAAAAUAACCAGAUCAUAAUCUUGAAUAAGAAUUCAUAUUUCAUUCUCAACAUCAUCCUUAAGAGACUUUCAAACUUAAAGCAUAUAAUCAAUGAUCACGGGAACUUCAUUUACAAUGCUAUAGACUUACUAUCCUUAGACACAUUAGCCAAUAUCAUUGCUAAAACUAUAAUUAUGAUCUUCAAUGAUUCAUAUGUCAAAAAUGAAGAUGCUACCUUGUUUGAAACUUGGUUUCCAUUUAUUUCAUAUGGGUUAAACUCAUCUAAUAAGAAAGUCAUACAAAAUAUUCAAACUUAUGUGCUUCCAUCAUUAUUUAAGACCAGUCCCCAAUUCUUGAAUUUGCUAAUUGACCAUUAUCUCCUUUUAGAUGGGAAAACUGAUAUAGUUAUAAGUUUAUUGACUAUAGGACAGAAUUUAUCGUUAGUCGACCCACUUACCUUCAUUGAAGAAAAAGUACUUCUUGGAUUUUUGACUCAUGAAAAUCCAACGUAUAGGAUCAAUAGUCUUGAUAUUUUAUUGGGUGGUAAUACUUCAAUCAAUAGUCCUCCUAUACCUUUGAAGAUAUUUCAGAUCAUUAAAGAUAACUUUUUAAUAGAUACAUUUUUAAAUGAUGAAGAGAUUGAGAUCAGAAAUCAAUUUAUAUCCACCAUGAAUCAAUUUAUCAAUUUGCGAUUCAAAAACUCAAUCUCAAACCUAAAAAAAACAUAUAAGAAGAAUGAAGAGGAUCAAGAAGUGAAUGCUUCAAUCAGGGCACAUGAACAAUUUUUAGAUUGGUUAGAGCAUCAUCUAUUAAGUUUCUUGAAUAUUACAAGCAGCUAUAGUCAAUUAAUUACCAGUUUAAAGUUAAUAGAAAUCAUUGCGAUUAGAAUUCCUGAUAUUACCAAUUUAUAUAAAAAUUCCCAUUUUUUGAAAUUACUAAUUCAUAAUCUUUUUAACGAUUAUGAGAACGUGAGACAGUUGAGUUUAAGUCUAUUAAUUAAUAAGGUUCAUUCGGAGCAAUUGAAGCAAGAGUUCAACGAACUUGGAUUCAAUAAUCUUGCUUUAAUUGAGGACGUGUAUCCUAUUCUUCAUGACUUGUCCGGAAGAAAAAGUGAAGGUGGUGCAAGAUUUAUCGAAUAUAUUGCCCAAACAAAGCUUAUAAUCUUCAAAGAUGAGGCCUUCGUAGUAUCUUUGAUUGAUAAGAUUUUAGAUUACAUGUCUAGAAAUAGUAAGACAGAUGACUGGAGCUAUUCAAUGCAUGGAUUUUUCAAGUGUCUCAACUUGAUUAUCUUAAAUUGGAACCAGGACUUUUAUUUGAAUAAUAAAGACUUGGUAACCAGAUUAUAUCUAACAAUUUAUAAAAUUUCAAAGGGAUCAUGGGAUUAUUAUGUCGAAAAUAUACUAGGAAACAGUAACCUUAAUGAUAUUGAAGAGGACGAGGAAGAUGAUUCUUCUGACUUAAGCUCAAGCUCCGGAUGGAAAUCAAUCAAAGAAUCAAAUCUAUUAUUGACGAAUUUGUCAGUGAAUCUUAAAAUUGCAACUGAAAUAAUACCUGCUGAUCAUAUUCUUGAUGUUCUUAAUCUUAUCAAAGAACAAUUAGAGAAAAUCAAUCACAGAGGUACGUUUUCUUCCAUUUAUCCAUCCUUCAUCUUGAUUUGUAAGUCCUGUUUUGAAAGUGACCAAUACAAGCAUGUUCCAAAGGAUUGGCUCAGCAAUAUUCUUACCACAAUUGAAUCAGAAAAUGAUAAAUACAUUUCAAGACGUUCAGGUUCAAUACCGUAUUUAGUAUCAGGGAUUUUGAUAGGAAAUAUUAUGUCAGGUAAUUCUGAAAGGUUAUUCAUUCCUACAUUUGAUACAUUAUUUGCUAUUGCAAAAAGACCUUACGUUCAUAAACAUAACGAAGCAUAUGAUAUCCCCCAAGUUCAUGCAUUUAACUGUUUGAAGCAAAUGUUUCAAGAAAGUCCUUUAUCAAAGGAGUGUUUGAAAUAUAUACCAGCUGCCUUAAGACUUAGUUUAGAGCAUUUCACAUCCGAUAAUUGGUCAGUUAGAAAUUGUGCAGUGAUGUUAUUCAGUGCUAUUCAUCAUAGAUUAUUUGGAGGUAAUACAAAGGGAGCAUCUCUUUAUCCUGCCGAUUUGUUUUUCAAAAAGUUUGAAGGAAUAGAUGCAGUGUUGGAAAACUUUUUGAAUAUUGCUCUUGAAUCUAAACAAAAUGAUAGAUAUGUUCCAAUGUUGCUUUUAUUAACAAAUUUGAGCUUUCCAACAAAAGUGAAUGACAAGACUAUCAAGACCAUUAAAAGCAUUAUACCAUCUAUUCUUGAAAAUAGUGCUUAUAAGAUCAGGGAAAUGGCAGCUAGAUCGAUUGCUAAUUCAUUUGAAAGCUCAGAAAUUUGGCAAAUAUUCGAAUCACUGAUUAAAGCAUGUCAAACAAAAAAUAAAAAUCAUAUCCAUGGGCUCUUGUUGAUGGUAUUGGAAAAUAUUAAUAAUUUCAAAUCUGAUUCAUUGAGAGAUGCUGUCAAGAGAUUUAUGUAUAUCAAGCACGAUUUUAUCUUGGGCUGUAAGUGCUACGCUAUCACAAAGGUGUAUGCUGACAUCUUGAUUUCAUUGUUUCAUGAUGGUUGUGAUUCGUCUCUAAUCAAUGUAAUGGGAAAUUAUUUCAUUGACGAAGUGACAGAUGAAUCAUCCAACCUAAAGGGUGGAAAAGACUUAGCUACUUCAAGUGUUGCUACCUUCCUUCUACAACAAUACUUGAUUCAAGAUCAAAUGGAGAAUUUUACUGAUGUUGUAGAGCUAGGUCUUUCAUCAUCAAAAAGUUAUGGUACACAAGUCACUAUUCUUCAACUUCUUGAAAGUAAAUGGGAUAUUGUUUCUAAGGAUGCUAGUCUCUUGUCUAGAUUGAGCAUGGUGCUUUGGACAAUUAUAGAUACGACUUAUUCUUGGCCGUAUGUACAAGUAUUUGCUUUGGAUAUUUUUAAGAGGCUUGAUAUUACUUCUGAAAGACAAUUUACAGUAAUUAAACAGAUAUCCGAUCAAGAUCCAAAUGAAAAUAAGAGGUGGAAAGCCUUAGAGAGCUUAGGAAGAUCAUUAAAGUCUGGAAGUCACCAUAGUAGCUUAGAUUUUCUUGCCAAAUGUUCCGAUGGCCCUAAAGAAGAAAAUCCAUUUCAAUCGAGAGAAAGUGCCUUAAAAAGUUUAGUAUCGUUCUGUAGCCAUGGUAUGAUUGAAUUGGAAGGAUUUACAAGAGCAUUAUUUCUAAUUAUAUCAAAGGGAUUAUACGAUGAAGAUGGAGAUUUGCGUUCUAUUUCAGGUGCCUUAUUAUCCAGGCUUUUGAAGUCGGAUCACCCAAUAGCAUCAACAAAUUUAUCCAAAUUAGACUUCAAAAGAAUAAUACCUCAUUCUGAGAUCAAAUUAUUUAAUGAAUUAAUUUUAAAGGAGAUCUUAGAUAAUACAAUGUCAUUUGUUGAUAUUGCCAACCUUCAAUAUGAAUCGUCAACACCAAAACUAUUUGAAAUUGAGACACACAACUUGUAUAAAAAUGAAAUACAGGCAAUUCAGGGUUACUCAUCAUCGAUUAUUAUUGGUGAAGGUGUUGAACAAGGUUAUCAAUUUGGUCUCUUAGAAUCAAAGAUAUUAUCAGACAUAUUAGUUCUUCAAAAGCAAAGCUUCCUUUCAAAAGGAACUAUAAUAGAAUUAGUGAGAAAUCCAACUCUAAACAAAUCAAUUUUGAUAACUAUAACAAUUGCAGAAGUCUGGUUAAGUAAGUACCCCAACCAUACCAUCCAAACUGAACUUCAACUGCUUAAAUCGAAUUUACAAUUUUAUGAUUAUAUAUUCACCGACGCUACCAAUCCAAAGCAUUUAACCUAAACCCUCCUCCCAAAAUUUUUCAUUGCGGGUAACUGAGAUGGAUUUUGAAAGCACUAAAAAAAUUUUUUUGUUGUUAAAACAAAAUUUAUAUUAUUACUAUCUUUCUUUAUCAUCAACUAUAAUGAACUAUUAAGUUUAUUAAGGAAAAUGUUCUUGUAAAUAUUUUCAUUUAAUAAACAUAAUAGAUUAUUCAAAAUUGAGUUUUUA